This is a messenger RNA of Rhizophagus irregularis DAOM 181602=DAOM 197198, 1245 nucleotides long. The record is from RefSeq and is a predicted model, not a curated record. Lineage: Eukaryota; Fungi; Glomeromycota; Glomeromycetes; Glomerales; Glomeraceae.
AUGCCUAAAGAAAAAGUUAAUCAAAGAAUCUCGAGACGCAAAAAUUCUUCUAAUAUAACUAAUUCUAAGACAGCAACGAGUGAAGCAGAUAAAAUUGCUGCUCGUUUAGCUGCAGCAAGGUCUAUUAAAUCCUCAACUCAACGAAAACGACAAGAUGCAAAUGUUGAACUUGUUGCGUCAAGUUCACAAUCCAGAGGAGUGCGUAAUUUUGAAGAUUCUUGUAAUCUUUCACAAAUACAAGAACAGGAGAUGCGUGAUGAGGACAGAGAAGAAGCAUUAGCUGCACUAGCUGAUGCAUCAUCUAAUAUGAAUACUUUGAGAUCGAUGGAAAAUGCUCCAACCGAUACUACUAAGACAUUUUAUUCGCACAUGAUUGAGGGUCUAAAGAGGAGUUUGGGCCAAAAUAAGCAUAUAUAUGAAGCAAUAUAUGAAAUGAAGGCUUCGCAAGACGCGUUCCAAAAAGAAACAAAUGAAAAAUUAAAUAUUAUUUCAGAGAAAAUUAACCAAUUAAUUACUCCUGAAGAUUCCUAUUGGAAGAGCUUGGCGUCAAAAACUUGCAAAACUCAACUACCUAUUCUUGGUCUUUAUCCUGAUGAUUCAGAAUUCAAGAAAGGCUUCGAAAGUAUACUUGAACAAGAAAAGCCAGGUUAUAUUGAACAACUUGGCCUACAGUGGAAUCAUUUUUAUUUGGAACGUGUCAGACCUCUAUGCCGUGAUGUAAUUAAAAGCAGAAGAUGUGAUAAGGCCAAAGAUGUUCGAUCUGCAAUGUUUGACAUCUUUGGUGAAAAUCUUUUAACUCGAAUUAAUACUUCUGCAGGAGCUGGAGAUAUUGCAACUUUUAAAAAUUCAAAUAAUACCAAAAAUGCGUUUAAAUGUUUAUUUAUAAGUGAUGAUGAUGGUACCCUUCCGUAUAUUGAAGCAAUUAAGAAAAAGGCAUGGGAGAGAAAGAAGACUACAUUGAUGGAUACUGCUUUUACAUUGGCAGUUUGUGAAAUUGUUUUAAAUCUGAGACAUCCACGAAUAUCUGUUAGUGAUAAUGCUCUCCAUAAACGAUUUGACUUAUAUCUGAUUACCAAACAAGUUAGACAAGAUGAAUUAGGUAAAACAUGUGAUAAUUCAGAUGAUACUAGCGAGAGUGAUGACCACCGUUAUGAUGAUCGUGAUGAAGAUCAAGAGAAUGAUCAAGUCGAUAAAGAACUUGGCGAAAAUUACAAUAUCGAUCAAGAUCAAACAAUUGAUGAAUAA